Asparagus officinalis (garden asparagus) is the source of this 1743-nucleotide messenger RNA. Its product is annotated as wee1-like protein kinase. Gene Ontology annotation, biological process: protein phosphorylation. NCBI's taxonomy places the organism in Eukaryota, Viridiplantae, Streptophyta, Magnoliopsida, Asparagales, Asparagaceae. The record is from RefSeq and is a predicted model, not a curated record. Bases 56 to 1489 code for a protein of 477 amino acids. Gene Ontology annotation, molecular function: protein kinase activity; ATP binding. The transcript has 10 exons.
AAUAAACCCCCCCCACGAAAAACCCCUAAAAUUCAAAUCGACCGCUUCAUCGAUAAUGAAGAAGAGCAGCAAAACCCCCAAAUCCAGAACCCGAGGAACCACUGCCAAGUCCUCCACCUCGUUGGCGACGGCGACGGCGGCGAUGCAGAGCUCACCGGCCGGUAACCUCACGCUCCACUUUGAGCACGUCUCGUUGCUCUCCUCAUCGGUCAAAGAUCCCGCUUCUUCUCGCUUCCAGAAGCUUUUAGAAGAUCCUGACGCGGUUCCUAGCAAUCCAGCAGCUGAGCCCGAGGACCUUUGCAUCCUCAGCCAGGAUUUCUUUUGUACUCCGGAUUAUAUAACGCCGGAAAUGUCGAAUGGAUUUGAGUUCAAUAAGGAGAGCAGUGUUUGCCCUAAAUCGCCAGAGAAGUCGGUUAGGAAUAAGAGACACAGAAAGGAAGGUUCCCCGUGCAAUCCCCUUCUCUUUGGCAUGAUUUUAGACCCGUCAGUGGAACUAUGCAAGCCACCGGGAACCGGGUCCCAAAAGAAGCAAAAUUACGUUUCUCAGUCAGCAGUAGCUUUGCGCUGUAGGGUCAUGCCGCCUCCAUGCAUUAAGAAUCCUUAUCUCAAUACUGAAUCAUCAGUUGAUAUGGAUAUCUUUGGUGACAGGAAAUCAAGAUCCACAGGUUUUUGUCCAGCAAUUGGUGGAGAUGGUCUUUCACGUUACCGUACUGAUUUCCACGAAAUUGAGCAAAUUGGUUGUGGUAAUUUCAGCCAUGUUUUCAAAGUUUUGAAAAGAAUAGAUGGCUGUAUGUAUGCUGUAAAACAUACCAUCAGGCAAUUACGUCAUGACAAUGAAAGGAGACAAGCACUGAUGGAAGUUCAAGCUUUAGCAGCCUUAGGGUCUCAUGAAAAUGUGGUUGGAUAUUACACUUCAUGGUUCGAGAAUGAGCAACUGUAUAUUCAGAUGGAGCUUUGUGAUCAGAGCCUGUCAACCAACAAAGGUCAUAUACCAAAGGGUAGAGAAGUACUUGAAAUGUUAUAUCAGAUGGCUAAAGCAUUGCGGUUUAUGCAUGAGAAAGGUAUAGCUCAUAUGGAUUUGAAGCCUGAGAAUAUUUAUGUAAAGAACGGUGUUUAUAAGAUUGGAGAUUUCGGUUGUGCAACCCUCACGGAUAGAAGUUUGCCUAUUGAGGAAGGCGAUUCUCGUUAUAUGCCUCAAGAAAUCUUGAAAGACAAGUAUGAGCACUUAGAUAAGGUUGAUAUCUUCUCCCUGGGAAUAACCACAUAUGAGCUUGUUAAAGGAUCACCGCUUCCUGAUUCUGGUCCUCAGUUCUCUAACCUCCGAGAGGGAAAGAUUGCAUUGCUUCCUGUAAUUUCCAUGCAGUUUCAGAGCUUAAUUAAGGCAAUGAUGGACCCAGAUCCAAUGAGGCGGCCUUCAGCUAAAGAAAUCAUGGAGAACCCUAUCUUCGAAAAGCUACACAGAGCCUCCUCAAGCAAGUUUAUGCAUUAGGGCCAAGCUAAAAUGUUACCGAAUUGGUGGCCUAAGCUUGAGUAAUCUUCCUCAGAUGCUCAGGUUCUAAGUUCAGGCAAAGUUUUGGCAUGUCUAAUGAUGUUAGCAUUAGCUACAUAUUUUUUGUCCCAUACCUCAAAAUUUUGUAAAGAGGCCUUGAGGUAAAGGCUUUUGGGAACUAUGAACAAGUGAAAUCCUUCAUUAUAAAGAACUCAUAUUGCCACUUGUGAAUUAAAAAGGUGGUGCUUCCAUUA